CGUAUGUUACUAGAAGACUGGCCAUUUGGCACAUUGAUGUGCAAAUUGGGCCCAUUUAUUCAAGCCCUCUCUGUAUUUGUGUCGACCAUUUCGAUGACAAUAAUAGCUAUCGACAGAUACCAAGUAUUGGUGGGUUUGUUGAGACGUCGGUUCACAACUACAGUACCGACGGGUUUGAUAAUACUUGUGAUUUGGUUAACGGCCGGACUCUUAUCCAUUCCUUACGCCUAUUUCAAUGAAAUCGUUGAAUUGUUUACAUUCAAAAUGUUUAUUCGCUGUCGUGUUGUAUAUCCAGAACCCAAAGACAAGUACCGCAAAUGGAUUACCGUUUUAGCGUUUUUCACUCAAUACUCGAUACCAUUGUUAAUCAUAUCGGUUUGUUAUACGCGUAUAGGAGUGCAUAUCUGGAAGAGGGAAGGCAUCGGUGCUUUGACUCAACAGCAGAGGUCGGAUCAAAAUCAAUCCAAACUAAAGACAAUUAAAAUGUUGAUUACAGCUGUAGUUGUAUUUGCAAUUUGUUGGCUUCCGCUAAACAUUCUUCACAUAAGAGCUGAUUUUGGUUUUGGGAAUUACAGCUUUAAUAUAUUAAUGAUAUGUCAUUGGAUUGCAAUGAGUUCUGUCUGUUAUAACCCAUUCAUUUACUUCUGGCUAAACAAAGACUACAACGAAAGGGCAAAGUAUUUGUUGAAAAUGUGUUUUACAAUCAAUUGUAGUCACAGACAGACACCAGAGAUAACUCAAGACUUGACUCAUAACCAGCUAAAUGAACGACAAAUGGUCGGCAUUCAGAAGACUAGAGUCAAGAGAUCCAACGCUAUGAAGGCCUCGAAGACUAAGUGCGGGAACCGUUUGUUUGGCGUAAUGUGUGUUCGUUCGUCCGUCAGUUCCACUGAUUCUUCACACGAUAACCAUUUCAUCAAUAGUGCCGACAAUCAACAUGUUGUCAAUGACGUCAAUCAGACCGAUAUUAUAGCCAAUGGUGAAGAGUCAACAUUAUAA
Medioppia subpectinata is the source of this 999-nucleotide messenger RNA. Lineage: Eukaryota; Metazoa; Arthropoda; Arachnida; Sarcoptiformes; Oppiidae. The record is from the annotation of a GenBank genome assembly.